Molecule: messenger RNA, 936 nt
Organism: Pleurotus ostreatus (oyster mushroom)
Lineage: Eukaryota; Fungi; Basidiomycota; Agaricomycetes; Agaricales; Pleurotaceae
Exons: 4
Coding region: 1-936 (311 amino acids)
Molecular function (GO): carbon-oxygen lyase activity, acting on phosphates
Source: RefSeq, a predicted model, not a curated record
AUGACAUCUGCAACUGCGACGGUACCACGCAUCCAAGAGCAGACCUUAGACCACGUUCGUCAGUGCGUCAACAGGUUUCUGACAGAGUGCAAGAUCCCAUAUGUCGUCAAGCCUUUCGACCAAGAGUUUCAUGAGGCAUGCUGCGAAGAGGCCGCGAGGAGGGGUUGCCCCAUGGAAGACGCAGCGGAUAUACGCUCUGUCCGUCCUAAACUCGUCAGCGGUGUCGGCAUGGCUAUCUACACCUUUGGCCACCUCAACGACCGCUCAAUCCAGAUGUACAUCGCGUUAUACACCGGUUUGCUGAUGUACGUCGAGGACUACAUGCAGCACGACGUCGAAAUCGUCAGCGCAUUCAACCAGAAAUACAUACGCGGCGACCCUCAAGGGCAUCCAGUGCUCGAUGCGUUAGCAGCUCUCCUGCACGAACUUCCUCAGCGAUUCGAGCCAAUCGUCGCGAACAUCAUUUUGACUUCGGCUCUGAACUAUAUCACGGCUGUCUGGCUGGAACACCAAACUGAAACUUUGGAGCUCUCCCCUUAUGCGACAUCGUUCGCGGGGUUCUCGCGGUGGAUAUCGGGAUCGUCCGAGGCCUACGCUCUCUUCGUCUUUGCCUCCAAACUACCACUGUUGGUCUACAUCCAAGCCAUCCCCGACAUGAUGACGUUCCUCAAUUAUUCGAACGACAUGUUAUCCUUCUACAAGGAGGAGCUGGCGGGAGAGACUGCGAAUCAUGUCUCCAUUAUAGCGAGGUGCGAGGGGAAGACGAAGGAAGAAGUGUUGCGACGUAUAACGGAGGAUACAAUCGCCUGCCAUUCGAGGCUACGAAAGAUCCUGAUGAACCACCGGGAGGCCAGCGAGAUCCUUGACCAGCUUUCUGAGGGGUAUAUAAGCUUCCACGCGUCACUGGGGAGGUAUAGACUAGAAGAACUAUUGUGA